Liolophura sinensis is the source of this 3513-nucleotide messenger RNA. RefSeq names its product A disintegrin and metalloproteinase with thrombospondin motifs 6-like. Gene Ontology annotation, cellular component: extracellular matrix. The record is from RefSeq and is a predicted model, not a curated record. Gene Ontology annotation, biological process: extracellular matrix organization; proteolysis. Gene Ontology annotation, molecular function: metalloendopeptidase activity. The transcript has 25 exons. Lineage: Eukaryota; Metazoa; Mollusca; Polyplacophora; Chitonida; Chitonidae. The coding region runs from base 22 to 3513 and encodes 1163 amino acids.
CUCCCGGGGCAAGCCUCUAGUAUGAUCAUAUUGUGCUUGUUUUUAACGUGUGCUCUUACUCCCGGUCUGCCCGCUCCAGUGGUCCAAAAUUCAACUUACGUGACGCCGGAGUAUCUCCAGCGGAAAACAGAACGUCUCUUGAGCACGCUGCAUCAUUAUGAGAUGGUGGUGCCCACAAUGGUCAACCCUAAGGGAGAAUUCAUCAGUUAUCGUUUGCACCAACCACAAGACGGCGAAUCUGGGAUACGUAAGAAGCGUCGGGCCACUUCCGGUUACCAUGUCAACGAUUCGGACGUACGCAUAUAUUACAGGCUUUCGGCAUACGGACGGGAGUUUCACUUUAACUUGACGUUGAACAGCUUAUUGGUAUCAGAGGACUUUAUUGUGGAACACUGGAGUAAGGCAGGUGUGGAGCGUCACCACCAACGCGUCCCGGCGUGCCAUUAUGUUGGUCAUAGUCAGAGCCCAACGGCUUCCAGGGCCGCCAUUAGCAACUGUAAUGGACUGCACGGAGUAUUCACCACGGACGAUGAAGAUUACUUUGUAGAACCGCUGUGGAACCAUACCAAUAACAUAGCCGUGGACGGUCAUCCCCAUAUAGUCUACAAGCGCUCAGCUCUGAGACUCCACGACGGGGUCAGUCAUUGUGGUGUGUCAGACAAGAAGAGCGGUAAUCUGGAGAACAGUAACGAUAAGUGGUCCCUGAAUAAACCUUCUCAGUUUCUGAAUCAUUACAUCAAGUGGAAUGGCCUCAAGGGUUACGACUUAGAACAAAACUCGUGGAAGUUCAAGCGACGGUCUGAUGAGUUCAGCUCCGGUGUCUCCUCCUCCCCGAGGGUCGACGGAGGGGAUUCUGCUCCCGGGGGUCAGCCGGUGCGCUCUCAGCGCCGAGCUCGAUCCGUCAGCAUGGAAAGACACGUGGAGACGCUCGUCGUCGUAGACAAGAUGAUGGUCGGUUACCAUGGGCAACAGGAGAUAGAGCCCUACGUGCUUACCAUUAUGAAUAUUGUUGCUAAGUUGUACCAUGACCCGAGCAUUGGUAACGCCGUCAACGUGAUUGUCACCAGGCUGGUUCUCCUCACGGAAGAUCAGCCGAACCUUUUCAUCGGUCACCACGCCGACCGAUCAUUGGACAGUUUCUGUCGCUGGCAGCGGUCCAUCAAUCCACCUACCGACGGUAACCGGGGUAUCGCUCACCAUGACAAUGCAAUACUCAUCACGAGAUAUGAUAUAUGUACAUAUAAAAAUCAGCCAUGCGGAACAUUAGGUCUCGCCCCUGUGGCUGGCAUGUGCGAGGAAGAGAGGAGCUGUAGUAUUAACGAAGAUAUCGGCUUAGCUUCCGCCUUUACCAUCGCACACGAAAUCGGGCACAAUUUUGGGAUGCAGCACGACGGCGCGGGAAACCCCUGCGGAACCCCCGGCCACGAAGCAGCGCGGAUAAUGGCGGCGCAGUUGACGCGAGAGACAAGUCCUUUCCUCUGGUCCAACUGUAGCCGGGAGUACAUCACCAACUUCUUGGACUCUGGUCGUGGCUCUUGCCUGGAGAACGUCCCCACACAGCUGGACAUAGAGUUCCCGUCUGACCUGCCGGGACAGAGGCAUACCGCCGACGAGCAGUGUAAGCUGCAGUACGGGAGCAGGUCCGUGGCCUGUAAACUCGCGGAAGUGUGUAGAGAGCUGUGGUGUAUGAACAGCAGUGACCGUUGUGUGACCAACAAUAUCCCGGGGGCGGAAGGCACUGACUGCUCCUCCAAGAGGAUCAAAAAGGGGUGGUGCUACCGUGGAAAGUGUAUGAAGUUCGGUUACCGCCCAGAGGAUGUGGAUGGGAACUGGGGAAAGUGGUCUCAAUGGGGCGACUGCUCCCGUACCUGUGGGGGAGGGGUCAAGUCCAGUCAGAGAGAGUGUGAUAAUCCUCGUCCGGAACAUGGUGGCAAGUACUGUAUAGGAGAAAGACGACGCUACAAGUCCUGCAACGUUCAGAGUUGCCCUGUAAACGCCACGGACUUCCGGGUAGUGCAGUGUAGUCAGCACAAUGCCAUACCGUUCCGGGGCAAGUAUUACCAAUGGUUGCCCUUCUCUGGAGCGUCAGUGAAGCCGUGUGCGCUGAACUGUAUGGCAGACGGGUACAACUUCUAUACGGAACGAGCCCCCAAGGUGAUUGACGGCACGCGAUGUUACCCGGACAAGCUGAAUAUGUGCAUCAAUGGAGAAUGUCGGCACGUGGGUUGUGACAAAAGGCUUGGGUCCUCUGCUGUUGAGGACAAGUGUAGAGUGUGUGAUGGAGACGGUAGUACUUGCAAGACAAUCAGUGGGUCGUUUGAUGUUCCUCUUCCUAAAGGAGCUUACCAUGAAGUCAUCCGAAUACCACGGGGAGCUGUGCGGAUUCGCGUGGAGGAAGACAUGGAAACAAAGAAUUACCUUGCUCUGAAAUCGGAAAGCGAUGAAUAUUACAUAAAUGGAGACUGGACAAUUGACUGGCCUCGGAAGUUUCCUGUGGCGGGCACGAUAUUCCAUUACGAGAGGCAGUCCGGAGCUCGGGAAUUGCUGCAUGCCCUGGGUCCCACCAAAGAGAAUCUGGUGGUGAUGGUCCUUCUACAAGAAGAGAACCUAGGAGUUAAGUAUGAAUAUAACAUCCCCAGCCUAAGCAACGAGUCCCAGCAGGAUUUCUCGGAGUUCAUAUGGGAGUUAUCUCCCUGGACAGAGUGCUCAGUGUCUUGUGCAAAAGGUAUAAGUGAGUCACGUGCUCAGUGUGUGAGAAAAGACGACAAAACGCUAGUGGAGUUUCGGUAUUGUCCGCCUCAUCUUCGGCCCGAUGACGUCACGAAAGAGUGCAAGAAUGAACCGUGUACUCCUGAGUGGACGGUGGGUCAGUGGAGUGAGUGUUCCCGUACCUGUGGGGGUGGGGUCAGCUCGCGUCCCGUCAUGUGUACCCAGGUAGUGGACCGUACAGAACAAGACGUCCUGGACGACACCAUGUGUCAAGGUCAGAAGCCCGCCUUCCAGAGACGCUGCAACGGCGACGAGUGUCCGCCCACUUGGUUCACAGAUGAGUGGUCGAAGUGUACACCGAGAUGCGGUGUUGGCGAAAAGACCCGCAAUGUGUACUGUAUGAGCAAUGACGGCAGGAGCUACAUGGAGGACGUCCACUGUGACCCGGAGCGAAAACCCCCAUCCCGGGUCACGUGCAAUAAUGGGGACUGCCCCCCGUCGACAUGGGUCACAGGGGACUGGGGUCGGUGUUCUGGCAAGUGUGGAAAAGGUCAGCAGAGGCGGAGCGUCCAGUGUCGGACCUAUACGGGAGAGCCGAGUCAAGACUGCCACCCGUACGCCAUGCCGGCCAGUAUCCAGCAGUGCGAUGCCCCCUGUAACGUGAAGAAUGGACGCAAGGGAGAGUGCGUGGAUACGUAUUCAGUAGCCUACUGCCCAUUGGUUCUUCGAUUCAAGUUCUGUAACCGCGAAUACUUUCGUAAUAUAUGCUGUAAGACUUGUACCGCUGCGAAUGGGAUCGGCUGA